Durusdinium trenchii is the source of this 486-nucleotide messenger RNA. Lineage: Eukaryota; Dinophyceae; Suessiales; Symbiodiniaceae. The record is from the annotation of a GenBank genome assembly.
AUGGGGGACAUCGUCAAGGGCUCGGUGGGGUUGCUCCUCGCCCGGGCUCAGACCUUGGGUUUGCGUGGCUUCGCUGAGACCUUGGCGCGUGCGUGUGGAGGAUUGAAGCCGACAGGUGUGUCCGAGGUGCCCGUGCUGGCCAGCCAAGCAAUUCCAGGAAGUCCUGCGGAUGACAGAGGAGGCCCGAGGAAGCUCUACCCUCCGGAGCAAGUCAGUGGAGGCUUGGAGCUCCCUGGCCGCCUCCUCUUGAACGUUUGGCGAGUGUUGCGCGGCGAAGCCAAGCUGCAGACCUCGUCGCUGCAGACGGCGGUGCACGUCUUGCUCGGUGAAACGCUGCCCUUGGUGCCGCAUGCGAAGAUGGCAGAGCGCUGGCGGGGCACGCCCGAGAGUCGCAGUGAAGCCUUGCAGAUCCUUUUAGGUGAGACCAGCUGUUGCCUUCGUCUCCUGGAUGCCCUGAACGUGACCCACCCAGCGACGGGAGAGUAG